This is a messenger RNA of Pelecanus crispus (Dalmatian pelican), 909 nucleotides long. The record is from RefSeq and is a predicted model, not a curated record. Lineage: Eukaryota; Metazoa; Chordata; Aves; Pelecaniformes; Pelecanidae.
GAUUUUGAUGAUUUGUCAGAAACAGAUAUAAGCAGUGAGGAUCAUAACAUCAAGCCUGACCUUAUGGAAGAGGAGCUUAAAUCCAGGUUAUUUCAGCUCGCUGCUAAAAUGAGUGACAAGGAAACAUCUUCUGGUGAAGAACAAGAGUCAGAACCUAGAACAGACCCUGAAAACCAAAAGGAGAGUUUGUCCUCAGAGGAAAAUGGCAGAACUAUUCAGGAAGAGUUAAAGAAGAAGUACUCUGCUGUCUCUCUCUGCAACAUAUCUACAGAGGUCCUGAAAGUCAUCAAUGCCACUGAAGAACUGAUAGCAGAAUCCACUGAUCCCUGCGAUUUCCCAGCUGAUGUUCAGGACAGAGGAAGAGGGACGUUCCCGCUGGGGACGGACCCCGUCAGGCUCGAUGAGCAGCUCACCACGCUGGAAGAAAGCGUGUACUUGACAGCCGGAACAGUGUACGGGCUGGAGGGGCAGCUGACCAACCUGGAGGACGCCGCACGCAAGAUCAACAGUGUUACAGCAGAAUCUGAGCUGGCCGAUCUGGAGGAUCAGGUGGCCACAGCAGCCGCCCAAGUUCAUCAUGCAGAGCUUCAGAUUUCAGAUAUUGAGAGCAGAAUAUCAGCUCUCACUGUUGCAGGCUUGAACGUGGCUCCAUGUGUUCGCCUGACAAGGAAACGGGAUCAAAAGCAAACAAACCAGAUGCAUACAAUAGACACAUCAAGACAGCAGAGGAGAAAACUUCCAGCUCCACCAAUAAAAGGUGAAAAAAUAGAUGGUUCUCCAAUUACCACUGUCAGAACGUUUAACAGAAACUUCAUGCUUCAAGGAUCUCUAACACAAAGAAUUAAAGAGAGGAAAAGCACUGCCAAGGACUUAAUGGAACCUGCUAUAGGAUCUGCUGUGAUGUACUAA